Molecule: messenger RNA, 419 nt
Organism: Drosophila persimilis
Lineage: Eukaryota; Metazoa; Arthropoda; Insecta; Diptera; Drosophilidae
Exons: 2
Coding region: 30-395 (121 amino acids)
Source: RefSeq, a predicted model, not a curated record
UAAAAUCUAAAUUCUCUUGAAAGUUCAUUAUGGAACACAACCGAAAUACUGCUCGCACCAUUGCUCGCGCUAAAAAGGUUAAAAACCAGAAUGGUCAACUGAUUUUACAAGCAAUAUUGAACUUGGACAGGAUGUGCACGUACGCAGAUAUUGUGGAGCAGCUGCUCAUUCGCGUGAAUCGUUCGAGUUUUAAACCUUACAUUUUGCAUGCAAUUGCCGUUAUACUGAAAGAGGCAGUGCGCUUUGGCUUUAUACAGAAGUUGGGUGGCCGGUACUGCGUCAUGUUCAACCCAGUCUCGGAGGCCCCGAAAAUCCGAGGGAAACGAACCCAAAAGCGUGCAGAGGAGUCUUCUAAUAUCGUAGUACCCAUUAAUGUAUCAGUAAAAACUAAGUAAACUAUCAAAAUUCUCAAUGAUAAA